Vespa crabro (European hornet) is the source of this 4456-nucleotide messenger RNA. RefSeq names its product glycogen synthase kinase-3 beta. The transcript is spliced from 8 exons. NCBI's taxonomy places the organism in Eukaryota, Metazoa, Arthropoda, Insecta, Hymenoptera, Vespidae. Gene Ontology annotation, biological process: negative regulation of canonical Wnt signaling pathway; signal transduction; protein phosphorylation. The record is from RefSeq and is a predicted model, not a curated record. Gene Ontology annotation, cellular component: cytosol; nucleus; axon. Gene Ontology annotation, molecular function: ATP binding; protein serine/threonine kinase activity. The coding region runs from base 2509 to 3855 and encodes 448 amino acids.
AGAGAAGUGGAGGAGGAGACGGCUUCGUUUGCCAGCAACGGCGGCGGCGCACCGCGGAGGAAGAAGAGCUAACGCGAACGCGUACGCGACUAGAACUCGUGAAAUCGUCGUAAUACGACGAGAGUCAAAAGGGGAAAUAAAAAGGGAGAAGAAGAGAUUAAAACAUCAAACGUUAAGUAAAAUAGAAAGAAAAUUAAAUAGACGAUAACGUACGACGUAGAUAAUCGUAAAAUAAUAAAGUUUAUUCGUGUGUAAUCGUAUGAUCGAGCGCGCCACAGAUAUUACUAGUAAAAUAACUAGUAAUAUAGAGUGUUAGGUAGUGCGUGCGUGGUGGUAUAGUAAUAAUAGUAGUGGUGCGUUGUCGUUGUCGUUGUCGUCAUCGUCGUUGUCGUGUCGUUGUCGGUCGUGUCGUGUCGUGUCGUCCCGACGAUUUUCCCCCGUCGCGCGCGCGACCGUGGCACACGACGAAAAGGGUCGAAAAGGGACGACCGAGAGUGGUGCGAUCUCGCUUGCGCGCGCGCACGCCCGACGAAGAAAGAAGAGAGAGAGAGAGGGAGAGAGAGAGAAAGAGAGAGCGAACGAACGAACGAACGAACGAACGAACGAACGGACUAGUGACUCGUAGGAGUAGGAGAAGGAGAAGUAGAAGUAGAAGGAGAAGAAGAAGAAGGUGGAGGAAGAGAGAAAGAUAGAGAUAGGUGAAAAGCGUUCGAGGAAGAGGCGAGAGGUAGCGCGAGCGUCGAAUUUAUACUGAGGAGGUGAAAAGAGAAUCAACGACGACGAGAAAGGUGGACGACGUGUUGUGCCGUGAAGGAAUUAAUUUUCUUUUUUAUUUUCAAACUUCUCCGUGAGUGCAUACGUAUAUAAAUAUAUAAAUAUAUAUAUAUAUAUAUAAAUGUAUAUAUGUAUAUAUAUAUAUAGACACGAUCCGAUCGGUAAUUUUCUUCUUUGGUGAGUCGUCAUGUCGUGUCGUGUCGUGUCGUCGAUGUUGUGUAGUUAACGGUGCUGCUGUUGGUACGGCGAAACGAAGAAACCCGAACCGCGGAUCCGAAGAACUGUGGAGAAGAAGAAGGGAGAACACGAGUGAAAGAGAGAAAAAGAGAGAGAGAGAGAGAGAGAGAUAGAGAUAGUUAGAUAGACAGAUAGAGAUAGAUAGAAAGAGUGCGGUCGGUGCGCCUUGCUCGCGUUCGUUCGCGUGUACGAACCGUCCCAAAAACGUCGACCUCUACCUCCCUCUCUCGGCUUACCGCCGAGUCGUUGCCGAGUUACUGCUACGAGUGUUCUCUCUCUUUAGAAAGAGAGAGAGAGAGAGAGAGACGGGAUAAACGAUUAGAAAAAGGACACACUAUAUAUCUCUCUCUCUCGCCGUAACUACGUCGUUGAUUCGAGAAAGAAAGAAAGAAAGAAAGAAAGAGGAUUGGUGAGAGAAGAGAAAGAGAGAUUCGUAGAGUGAUUCGAAAAAAGCGGCGUUGGCUUUUCUAACCGGAGAGAGUUACCAGAUUUUGACACGGUGCGUCGCUGGCGUCGUUAGCAGCGAAGUGAGAGAGAAAAGAGAGGCAGGCAAGUAAGCUCGACGCCUCCGUCCGUAAAAUCGCGCCUUCGAUCGGCGAUCGCGCGUCGCUACUCCCUCCUCCUCCUCUUCCCUGUGUAUCCUCCCCUCGUCCCUUUCCUUUCCCCCCACCUCUUGAUCGGCACCACCAGUAGCAGCCACCUACUACUACUACUACUACUACUACUCUACUACAUGCACUCUACUAUUACCCGCUCUUCUCGUCCGUCCGUCCAUCCGUCGCCGUCGUCGCCGUCGUCGUCGUCGUCGUUGCCGUCGUCGUCGUCGUCGUCGUGAUUGCCGUCGUCGUCGUCGUCGUCGAUGGUGGUGGUGGUGAUGGUAGUGGUGGUAGUGUAGUGUGUCGUAACGCGGAGGUGUGCGUGCCAUCUUCGUCGUCUUCGUCGUCGUCGUCUUCGUCGUCAUCGUCAUCGUGCGUGUCCGUGUUGUAUCCGUGUUCGUGUUCUCGUGUUCGUGCAUGCGUGCGUACAUAAGAAGAAAAAAUAUAUAAAAUUCGGUGAUCAUAAAAUUGUUUGGGAAUAAGAGAAAGAGGAGAGCAACUACGGCUAUUGUUGCUGUUAUUGUUGCUGAUAGUGCUGCUGGUGCUGCUGCUGUUACUGCACUCUGAUUAAAACUACUGCUGAUUACUACUACUACUAUUACUAUUACUAGUACUACUAUUACUGCUGCUACUGCCGCUGUUGCUGCUGCUGCUGCUGCUGCUGUUAUUGCUGCUCGACUGCAAUGUGAUUAUAGCUUGUUCCCCUGUCAUUGAUGUACGAGGUGGUGUCGUCUAAUACGAGGACAACGCGUCGUUACCCGGUCACUCCUUGUGAGCCCUUAGCGAGAAGAAGGAAAAGGAAGCGGCACGGCCGGCCGACCAGGCGGCGGCCAGCGGAAGCAGCGCAGCCGCGGCAACACCGGCCCUGCCAGGUGGAGCUUCCUCAGCUCCCGGCUUCAGGAUGAGCGGCCGACCGAGGACCACCUCCUUCGCCGAGGGCAACAAGCCGCCCGCGAAUCCGCCCCUCGGCGGCAUGAAAAUCAGCAGUGGUGCGAUGUACAAUGCAGGCAAGGAUGGCAGCAAGGUGACGACAGUAGUGGCUACACCUGGUUCUGGACCGGAUCUUCCACGAGAAGUUGCAUAUACCGAUACCAAGGUUAUUGGCAAUGGCAGUUUCGGCGUUGUAUAUCAAGCGAAACUCUUUGACACGGGAGAGAUGGUCGCCAUUAAGAAGGUCCUCCAAGACAAACGAUUUAAGAACAGAGAAUUACAAAUAAUGCGGCGCCUCGAGCACUGCAACAUCGUCAAACUAAAAUAUUUCUUCUACUCUUGUGGUGAUAAGAACAUCUUAAACGCAACUAAUCCAGUUUUUCAUGUGGACAAGGACGAGGUUUAUCUCAAUCUAGUCCUGGAAUAUAUACCCGAAACCGUGUACAAAGUUGCCCGACAUUAUAGCAAAAGCAAGCAGACGAUACCAAUCAGUUUUAUCAAGCUAUACAUGUAUCAACUGUUCCGUUCUCUGGCGUACAUCCAUUCCCUGGGCAUUUGUCACAGGGAUAUUAAGCCGCAGAAUUUACUUUUGGAUCCUGAAACUGGUGUUCUCAAGCUUUGUGAUUUUGGUUCAGCCAAGCAUCUUGUCAAAGGGGAACCUAACGUGUCUUACAUAUGCAGUCGCUAUUAUCGUGCGCCUGAACUCAUCUUUGGUGCUAUUGACUACACUACAAAGAUCGACGUGUGGAGCGCAGGUUGCGUUCUGGCAGAGCUUCUGCUUGGUCAACCGAUAUUCCCCGGUGACAGCGGUGUAGAUCAACUUGUUGAAAUUAUCAAAGUACUUGGUACACCAACGCGUGAUCAAAUACGUGAGAUGAACCCUAACUAUACCGAAUUCAAAUUUCCACAAAUAAAAUCUCAUCCAUGGCAAAAGGUUUUCAGGGCGCGUACACCUCCGGAAGCUAUGGAACUGGUUGCGCGACUUUUAGAAUAUACUCCGUCACUUAGAAUGACCCCGCUUCAGGCAUGCGCACAUUCGUUUUUCAACGAGCUGCGAGAACAAGGAACACGAUUGCCAAAUGGUCGUGAACUACCGCCUUUGUUCAACUUCACCGAGCACGAGCUUAGAAUUCAGCCUACCUUGAACUCUAUCCUAAUACCGAAGUACAUGCAGUCUCCUGACAAUCCCGGAGGCCAAUCGGAAGCGACGAGUGCUGCCGCGGCGGGGGCUAGCGGUAACUCUAGUGAUAAUACCGUCAACACCAAUACACCCACAACCACACAAACUACCGAUCCCAGCCAAUCGAACAUGGCUUAGAAAACGAAAGAGAAAGAUAUAACGAUACGAUAAAUUAAAGAAAAAAAAAAAAAACAAAACAAAAAAAAAACAAAAAAAAAGAAAGGAAAGGAAAAGAAAAAAUACCCCCUAAUAACUUAAAGCUAAAACUAAAAUACAAAAAAAAAAAUAAUAAAAAAAAAAAGAAGUAAACUAAACUAAACAACAAAAUAAUAUAAUCAGAACAAAAUCAACGUUUGCUUUCACGCGUUUCGAUAUUCUCAUUAUUAUUAUUAUUAAUUAAUUAUUAUUAUUAUUAUUAUUAUUAAUUAUUAUUAAUUAUUAUUAAUUAUUAUUAUUAAUUAUUAUUAUUAUUAUUAUUAUUAUUAUUAUUAUUAUUAUUAUUAUUAACUAUUAAUUAUUAUAAACCACGAGAAUAACACCACAAAAAGAAUAUCCACACACAAAACAAAAAAGCUCCGACAAUUUAUAUCAUAGUAGAAAAAAAGAAAAUAACAGAAUAAAUGUAUGGAAGAUUUGAAACAAUAACAUUGGGCAAAGAAAAAAAAAACAAAAACAAAAAAGAAUGAGAUAUAGGGAGAGAGAGAGAGAGAGAGAGAGAGAGAGAGAGAGAGAGAGAGAG